Messenger RNA from Rattus norvegicus (Norway rat), 3851 nucleotides. The record is from RefSeq and is a predicted model, not a curated record. NCBI's taxonomy places the organism in Eukaryota, Metazoa, Chordata, Mammalia, Rodentia, Muridae.
UCCUGGUAGUGUGGGCACUUGUCCUCCUGGCCGACUUUGUCCUGGAGUUCCGAUUUGAAUACCUGUGGCCAUUUUGGCUUUUCAUCAGAAGCGUCUAUGAUUCCUUCAGAUACCAGGGACUGCUACACCUUACAGCUAACUCUCCAGUCCAGGCCUGGCGCUUUGGUCAGAGCAAACCCAUGCUUCCAAAAGAUGGCUUCAAGCUUAUGUCUUAUUGGUAAUGAAUAGUGGUGUCCAGAGGAAGGCAGCAUUAUUAAUAUUACCACCAGCAUAUUUCUUGCCAAUAUUUUGGUUCAUCUGCAUUCCAGCAAGCUUUAAGAAUGAAGCUCUUAGGAAUGGUUUAUGAGGAAACAGGAAGCUUUUCAGUGUUAAAGUUGUUGUUCAUUCAGGCCUUCUCAGUAUUUUUUGUUUGUGUAGCAUUCACUUCAAAUAUCAUAUGUCUCCUCUUCAUUCCCAUACAAUGGCUUUUUUUUGCUGCUAGCACAUAUGUAUGGGUCCAGUACGUAUGGCACACAGAACGGGGAGUGUGUUUGCCUACAGUGUCCCUCUGGAUACUCUUUGUUUAUAUUGAAGCCGCAAUUAGAUUUAAAGAUCUGAAAAAUUUUCAUGUAGACCUUUGUCGGCCAUUUGCUGCUCACUGUAUUGGGUACCCUGUGGUGACUUUGGGCUUUGGCUUCAAAAGUUAUGUGAGCUACAAAAUGCGGUUAAGAAAGCAGAAGGAGGUUCAGAAGGAGAACGAGUUUUACAUGCAGCUUCUUCAGCAGGCCCUCCCUCCAGAGCAGCAGAUGUUGCAGAAGCAGGAGAAGGAGGCCGAGGAAGCAGCCAAAGGAUUGCCGGACAUGGACUCCUCGAUCCUUAUACACCACAACGGAGGCAUCCCAGCCAACAAAAAACUUUCCACAGCGUUGCCAGAGAUAGAAUAUCGAGAAAAGGGGAAAGAGAAGGACAAGGAUGCCAAGAAACACAACCUCGGAAUAAAUAACAACAACAUUCUACAGCCUGUAGACUCUAAGAUACAAGAGAUUGAGUAUAUGGAAAACCAUAUCAAUAGUAAAAGAUUAAACAAUGAUCUUGUGGGAAGUACAGAAAAUCUCUUAAAAGAGGACUCAUGCACUGCUUCCUCAAAAAAUUACAAAAAUGCCAGUGGAGUUGUGAACUCCUCGCCUCGAAGUCACAGCGCUACAAAUGGAAGCAUUCCUUCCUCGUCCAGUAAAAACGAGAAGAAGCAGAGGUGCACCAGCAAGGGCCCGAGUGCACACAAGGACUUAAUGGAGAACUGUAUUCCUAACAACCAGCUCAGCAAACCCGACGCUCUGGUAAGGCUGGAACAAGAUAUUAAAAAGCUAAAGGCUGACCUGCAAGCCAGCCGGCAAGUGGAGCAAGAGCUGCGCAGUCAGAUCAGCUCCCUCUCAAGCACAGAGCGAGGGAUCCGCUCAGAAAUGGGCCAGCUCCGGCAGGAGAACGAGCUGCUGCAGAACAAGCUACACAAUGCUGUGCAAAUGAAGCAAAAAGACAAACAGAACAUCAGCCAGCUGGAGAAGAGGCUGAAAGCUGAGCAGGAGGCCCGAGGCUUUGUAGAAAAGCAGCUCAUGGAGGAGAAAAAAAGGAAGAAGCUAGAAGAAGCCACGGCUGCACGGGCUGUUGCCUUUGCUGCUGCAUCUAGGGGAGAGUGCACCGAAACCUUACGGAGUCGGAUCAGAGAGCUAGAAGCUGAGGGCAAGAAGCUCACAAUGGACCUGAAGGUGAAGGAGGAGCAGAUCAGGGAACUGGAGCUGAAGGUGCAGGAGCUUCGGAAGUACAAAGAAAACGAGAAGGACACUGAGGUGUUGAUGUCAGCCCUCUCUGCCAUGCAAGACAAAACGCAACACCUAGAGAACAGCCUCAGUGCAGAGACGAGGAUCAAGCUGGACCUGUUCUCUGCACUCGGUGAUGCAAAGCGGCAGCUCGAGAUUGCCCAGGGGCAAAUCCUUCAGAAAGACCAGGAAAUCAAGGACCUAAAACAGAAGAUAGCUGAAGUCAUGGCCGUCAUGCCCAGCAUAACAUACAGUGCCGCCACCAGUCCCCUGAGCCCUGUGUCCCCCCACUACUCUUCCAAGUUUGUGGAGACCAGCCCCUCUGGACUUGAUCCUAAUGCCUCUGUCUAUCAGCCCCUGAAGAAAUGAAGGCCAACUGUGUGUUUGCCCAACAUUUGGAACCAGAAGGCUUCGAAAAGCAGCGUCUCUGGCAGUCAAGAUAAAAAAGUUGAUAUUGUGUUUUGUGGGACUGUAUAUGUUGUCAUUUUUAAAGGGGGGAAAUAACAUCCAAGUCUGAUUAGAACCGCCCAUCAGUUGUUCUUGGAAGUUUUUAGAAGACCUCACAGGACUUUGCAGUUUAUUUUUCUUGGCCAACACAUUAAAACCAUUCUUGGAUUUCAAGUAGCCAAUUUUGCCUUUUUAUGUAUUUUUACAUAGUUUCCUCUUGAAGAAAAAAAAAGCAGAGUUUUUUUUGCUUUUCAACCCUAUUUUGUUCUUAAAUAAGCAAGAAAAUUGCACGUUGUAUUCACGGACGACAACAAAGGCGUAGUUUCUAGUGCGAGAGGGCGGAGUAGCCCAGCAGCUCUGGUUCCAUAGCUGCAUUAAAGAUGAUUGUCUCCAUUACAGAAAAAAGAGCGAUUGCCCCUCCAAGAACCAGACAGAUUGAGAGAAUGUCACUUAAGCUGAGAGAGACUUAAGGGUGAGGCUGGCUUGCAGGCGUGUGGCCGUGUGUUUGGAGUAUUGACAUUCCCAUUGCUGUUAGCUCCAGAGCACACCCAGGGCAGUCUUUGCAUUACCGUGAGAAAAGAUGUUGCAAGAGGAAGCUUGAUCAUUGUCAACUCUGUCCCCUCCCCCCUGUCAUCUGUCUUCUAUUUGUCCCGGUCACUGCUGAGCCUUUGCUCAGCUGGUUGGUGGCUCGGCUGCUGGUCACCACGCCACCACUUGGGUUUUCCAUGGGAAGCACACAGGGUUCUGCGCUUGCCGCCAGUCAGGCACCUUAGGUGGCAGCCUGGUGGGUGUGAGAGAGGCCAAACGAUGGCUGAUGGAAGCCGUGGUCUAGGAGUGGCCCCCACGUGCCAUUUGCUGCUUUCUUCGCCCUCCUCAUCUCGUGUCCGAUGGUUUACAGAUGCCUGACAGUUCCUCAGCUCUUGUGCCAAGGAGGAGUGGUUGUUGGUUUUUUUUUGUUUGUUUGUUUGUUUGUUUUGAAGAUUUAAACUCUGCGCAAAGAUACCGGUUCAACUGUAUUAUACGUUGGUAGAAAGUGUCUGCACAGACCUUUGAAAGUGUGUUAAGAAUCAGGGAGUGGGAGGGCAGGGGAGAGGAGGGGCAAAGCAGAGUUGUGUUUUGAAAGCUGGGGAUAUUAAACCAAAUCGAUUGGCUUGGCUUCCAUACUGUGUGUUCUGGAAGGUCAUGGCUCUAAAAUUUCCUGUUGAUUGGCAUGUAUAUCUCAUUUAAAGCAAAUUAGGUAGGACAAACCAGUCAGUACAAUUAGAAGUGUUACAGUCAUCCCUUUAAUCACAGAGCUUAUUUUGGAGUAAGCGACUUCUAGCUUAGCCAGGUGUGCGUGCCAGGUGUGCGUGCCAGGUGUGCGUGCAUGUUGCUGCCGUUUGCACUUUUGAGUCAUCUUGUGUAAAUGUCACCAUGAAAGUGUUACUCAGAAUUGUCAGAGGGUUUUUUUCUCCAUCUUUGUGCUAAAACAUGGAAAAUUGUCACUAUGUUGAUGAGGUUUCCCCCAUUCUGCUGCCUUUGGGACACUGUUUUCGUUAAACUUGGUCUUGGCUGCAUUCUUUUUUUUCCCCUGUGGGGUUCAAAAGAAUAAACAUUUUCUUACUGAUGAAA